AUGGAGGACAAGAAGGACGAUGAGGUCCCUCGGGGCCUCACGCGGGAGGUCAACCCGCUGCUUUCAUCUCGGCAGAAGGCCAACAGCGCCGUAGCGCUAUCUAUACAGAGCGACAUAGGCAAGGGUAUUAUAUACAACAUACGGCUAUCCCGAUGGUACCUCGCCUACUGCUUCCUAAUGGCUAUCGCGACUGUGUGCCUUGUCGUAUUUAUGAUCGUAGAUGUCCACUUUCGGAAGAACCCCGUUCCCGUCUGGGUCUGCGCUGUGGACGGCCUUAUAACGUUUGCAGUUUGCUUUGAAACGAUCGCCGAUAUGAUUCUCUUAGGAAAGCCUUUCUGGAGUAGUGGCUGGCACGUCUUUGACUUCGCUGUCUCCUUGGUCUGCUUUGCUAGUUGGCUGCUCCUCCUCCUAGAAGUGGUUGGCGUGGUGGAGUCUCUUGACGAGUUUGUUACGGUUAUUCUCCUCACAAUACGAUACGUGGCGCAAUUUGUGAGAAUUGUGCGCUACAUACGAACGGGAGCAGAAGCGCAAGAUUCGCUGAGUGCAGCAGAAAAACACAUCAUUCGUUUUGACAAGCCUGGCGGAAGAGAAGAACCAAGCCGUCCCUCUGUGGUAACGGGGGGAGAGCUGGACUUCUGA
Molecule: messenger RNA, 639 nt
Organism: Eimeria maxima
Lineage: Eukaryota; Apicomplexa; Conoidasida; Eucoccidiorida; Eimeriidae
Exons: 5
Coding region: 1-639 (212 amino acids)
Source: RefSeq, a predicted model, not a curated record